CUACUCUCUUUCUUUACUUACACUCUGUACAAUCCAGACAACAUCCUACUUCUCAGUUCACGUAUUUGACAGCUUCUACUGCUAGCUACGCCUCAUAGUCUCUCUUUUUAGUCUGGUUUUCAUCGUGUAGCAUACCCUUUCUUUCGUUCAUCAAGUAACGGCCGUCUAAGUCUCCCCACGUCAACAAGCCUGGCCGCUCGUUCAUUCACUCUUUCAUUUACACUUCCGCCCCAUUUCUCUGCCUGCUAGUCUAAACAUACAUCGCCAUCAUGUCCAUUGAUAACUAUACCAAGCUUGAAAAAGUCGGUGAAGGUACGUAUGGAGUGGUGUACAAAGCUCGGGAUAUACACGGGAACUUUGUCGCUUUGAAGAAGAUCAGAUUGGAGGCGGAGGAUGAGGGAGUACCUAGUACUUCUAUAAGAGAGAUUAGUUUGUUGAAAGAGCUGAGUCAGGAUGAUAACAUCGUGAAACUUCUCGACAUUGUUCAUUCCGAGGCGAAACUCUACCUGGUCUUCGAAUUCCUCGACCUUGACUUGAAGAAGUAUAUGGACACUAUCGGCGACAAAGAUGGUCUUGGGCCAGCUAUGGUCAAGAAAUUCACAUGGCAACUUAUCAAAGGAUUAUACUACUGCCACGCCCAUCGUAUCCUUCAUCGCGAUCUCAAACCUCAAAAUCUUCUCAUCAAUAAAGAAGGCAAUCUCAAAAUUGCCGACUUCGGUCUCGCAAGAGCAUUCGGAAUUCCCCUUCGUACAUACACCCAUGAGGUGGUGACGCUUUGGUAUCGCGCACCGGAAGUGUUGCUCGGAUCACGUCAUUACUCGACGGCUAUCGAUAUGUGGUCGGUAGGAUGUAUUUUCGCGGAGAUGGCGAUGCGACAACCUCUCUUCCCUGGUGAUUCGGAGAUUGAUGAGAUUUUCAGGAUUUUCCGAAUCUUGGGUACACCCAAUGACGAUAUUUGGCCUGGAGUUCAAUCGUUACCAGAUUACAAACCUACUUUCCCACAAUGGCACUCUCAAGAUCUUUCGACCAUGGUCAGAGGGUUGGAUGAACAUGGUAUCGAUCUUUUGAAUCUCACUUUGAUUUAUGAUCCCGCGCAUAGGAUUUCAGCCAAACGAGCCCUGCAGCAUCCAUACUUUACCCUCUCUGGCAUGGUGGCAUAGGUCUCCAUUGAGCGGGGUAAGUGAAGGGCUGGGUGCUGAAUGAAUGAUGGACGCAGUGGUCAGAGUCAGAUGAUACGGUAGUCUCGGUGUGACGAUAGUUUCUUACAGUUUCAUGUCAUUGGCAUUGAUGAUUG
Messenger RNA from Tremella mesenterica DSM 1558, 1294 nucleotides. RefSeq lists its product as uncharacterized. The record is from RefSeq and is a predicted model, not a curated record. NCBI's taxonomy places the organism in Eukaryota, Fungi, Basidiomycota, Tremellomycetes, Tremellales, Tremellaceae. The coding region runs from base 270 to 1160 and encodes 296 amino acids. Gene Ontology annotation, biological process: G1/S transition of mitotic cell cycle; regulation of gene expression; regulation of G2/M transition of mitotic cell cycle. Gene Ontology annotation, cellular component: cyclin-dependent protein kinase holoenzyme complex; nucleus; cytoplasm. Gene Ontology annotation, molecular function: ATP binding; cyclin-dependent protein serine/threonine kinase activity; cyclin binding. The transcript has 8 exons.